Hyaloperonospora brassicae is the source of this 3546-nucleotide messenger RNA. The record is from the annotation of a GenBank genome assembly. NCBI's taxonomy places the organism in Eukaryota, Oomycota, Peronosporomycetes, Peronosporales, Peronosporaceae.
AUGGCCUUCACCCACAGUGACAAAAAGGAGGACCACAUGCGGCUCGUGGGCACGCACUACCAACUAGGGGCCGAGAUCGGGCGUGGCGGCUUUGGCGUCGUCUAUGGCGCACUGGACCUGCGCAACGGACGCUCCGUGGCUAUCAAACAAGUGUCACUGCGAGACAUUGACAAGGACGAGCUGUCGGCCAUUGAGACGGAGAUCAGUUUGCUGCGCAAGCUAAAGCACGAGAACAUUGUCAAAUACCACGAUACGAUCAAGACCGAAGGACAUUUGUACAUUGUGCUCGAGUACAUGGAAAACGGAUCACUGGCGCAGUUUGUCAAGAAAUUCCGCUUCUUGUCCGAGACGCUCGUGGCCAUGUACAUUACGCAAGUGCUGCGAGGGCUCGCGUAUCUGCACGAGCAAGGCGUGCUGCAUCGAGAUGUAAAGGGGGCAAACAUUUUGACGACAAAAGACGGGCUGGUGAAGCUCGCAGACUUCGGUGUGGCGAUCAAACUGAACGAUACGCAGAAGGCGAAUUCCGUAGUAGGCUCGCCGUAUUGGAUGGCCCCGGAGGUGAUUGAGAUGGCAGGUUGGUCGUCUGCCUCGGAUAUCUGGAGCGUGGGCUGUACAAUCAUCGAGUUAUUGACGACCAAGCCGCCGUAUUUCGACUUGGCGCCCAUGGCGGCGCUAUUCCGCAUUGUGCAGGAAGAUCACCCGCCGCUUCCACAGCGCAUGUCGCCGGCUUUACAUGACUUUAUCAUGAAGUGCUUCAUGAAAGAGCCUCGACUACGAGCAUCGGCAGUCGAGCUUCUGGCGCAUCCAUGGAUUGCGCAAAUUCCGAAGAACAAGGUAGAGCAAAGCACGCAGCUCGUUGCAGAGAACGUCACGUCUCUCAAUGAUCGAGAUGCGGUGCUUAAAACUAUCAAGUUGUACGAGAAAAGCUCGUCCUCGACAGAUGUUCCACCCACAGUGACGGGCAAACGUGAGUGCAUUCUGAGUGUUAUGAACGAGUUACCCGAUGAAGAUGCCGACGAUUGGGACGACGAACUUGGUGUACAUUCGAAUUCUGCACCAGUUGUGCGCAAAGAAGAGCUGGAUGGGAGUGGAGACCGCAAGCUCAAGCUGUUAGCUCGAGAAACUGCAUCAACUAAGCCAAUGUUUCAGUUGUCCAACGAAGACGCAAGUGCUUUGUUCAACGACGACGUGUGGGAUAAUGAAGAGCCCGAAGUUGCGGCUUUACCGGUGAGAUUGACAACACUAGAUGUGAGCCAUAGCAGUCGUGAUACCAACGACGAUCAGAGCAUAAACCGUAGGUCUGCGAUGAACUCGUGGGGCCAGUUAUCGUUGAUUCCAGCUGGAAGUGGGUUAUCAAAGCUUCAGCAAUUCGUUGAAGAUCCGGAAGACGACCUCGAUCUUGACGACUUCGACGAGAAGCAGCUUAUACAAGCGGCUGCAAAGCAACAGCGGGCUAUGAAGAAGCGCACAGUACGCACUACUGACAUCGUUGCCUCAGAGUCAUUUGGUGUUUUGACACAGAAUGGUGACACUGAUGGAGACGUUGACUUUGCCGAGGGCCAAGUGGGAAAUGUGAUGCUACGCGUUGGCGGCAAUCGAGACCGUGAUGUCGACUCAUCAUCAAAUGGGAGCGCGCAAGGAAUUCUGUUUGACGAUGAGCUUGAUUUUGAUUACGCGAUCGCUCGCGACACGAAUCAAAAAGCAACUGCUCGAGUAGUGGAGCUGCUGUCAUUACUAGAUCCCAGUAUGGACGAUCAAGUCAUCCUAGAUGCUUGUAGUGAGUUGGAGGAGCUGUUUGACCAGAACGUGACACUGGGACGAGAUUUGAUGUCACAACCGAGCGUCGUGCCGAACAUCAUGGAAGCCUUGGAGAUGAAGAAGAUAGACGUGUUGCACGCGGUGCUCAGGGUCGUCAAUAUCAUUGUCGAAGGCAACAAAAAGUUUCAGGAAAACUUGGCACUCGUCGGGCUUAUGCCAGUGAUCAUCAAACUCACGAAAGAACACAAUCCAUACCGCUCACCUGGUAAACGCGAUAGGAAGUGUCGUAUUGACGGACCCGAGGACCACGGGUUUGUGAAAGCAGUUCGAAUGGAAGCAGCCAAGUUCGUGCAGCAGUGUUGCAAAACGAGUUCUCUGACAUUGCAAAUGUUUAUUGCGUGCGGUGGCUUGCCGGUGUUGGUGGACUUCUUGACGCUAGAAGGAACAACGUUCGAUCUCGACCAUGACGUGGAUCUACUUCGGAUUGCUCUGGAUGGGAUAUUCAGCGUUUUCAGUAUACAGACCAUUCCCAAAAACGACAUUUGCCGCCUGUUUGUGAAAGCGGGGCUACUGAGGAAGUUUGUGCUUAUCUUCUCUGACAUUGCCAUGGCGGUGUCCACCAAAGAUACGCGAAGAAGAGAAGCUGACGGCAGUGUCAGGGAAGCGAGUCGAAACGCGAUAGUAAGUAAGGGUGGAUCGAUGGCAGAGUGGACGAUGAAGGAUUUCCACAAGACGUGCGAUAUAUUCUUACUGUUCUCUCAAGGUGACGCCGUGGUGAAAGAGCACAUGUGUGACGGUGCUGUCUUACGAGGACUACUGGAAGCGAUCCGCCCGGGGACGCAUCUUCGCAGUCCAAUAAAGCAAGUAGACGACGACACGCAAGCGCUGCCUCUGAUGAACCACUCGGACGAAUUCGUUUCGGCUACCAUGGCGCUGCUUAAGUGUAUUCGGAAUCUAAGCAUGGAGCCGACAACGCUGGUGAAAUUGGACCGCGCUGGUGCGAUCCCGACACUCGUCCGUCUGCUGAACGAGCAGGUGGUCGAAGGUCCGUCAAUCUCAGAUGUCAAGCAGAAAGAGGUCGAAAACGUCGUGCUCCAGUCAAUGUUCUACCUAUGUCGGAUCAACCGCAAUCGACAAACUCGCGCAGCGCAAGCUGGUGUCAUUCCGUCACUCAUCAAGGUCGUUCGGAAUUCCAGUCCACUGAAGCAAUUUGCACUCCCAAUCUUGUGCGACCUCGCCCAUUCGUCGUCAACUGCACGGACACAUUUGUGGGAGUAUGACAGUGUGACCCUUUUCUUGGCGUUGCUAGAGGACAAGUACUGGCAAGUCGAUGCCAUCAAGUCCAUAAGCGUUUGGCUUGUACAUGACGCCGUGAAAAUGGAGAACGUCCUCCUCGUUUCCGAAAACCUGACGAAGCUUAUGACGUGUUUUCACGACGCUGCGAACACCGAGUUCGAAAACUUGCUCGAACCGUUGCUGGAAAUGAUGAGUCGCUCGGUAAAGCUUAACCGAGCACUUGGACGUAACGGCGUGUUUGUCAGAAAGAUUUUGAAACAACUGCAGCUCAUCCCGAAAGCACUUGUGCGCAAGAACUUGCUCAAAAUGCUCAAACUCCUCUUCGAAUCGCACGCGUCGCCAGCUCAGUUUCUUGUCGAGUACAACCUCCGUCCGGUCGUGCGUGCGCUGGCUCAAGACGAGAACAGCAUGAUUCUUGUGAAAGAGAUUGCAUCGCAGCUUAUUCAGUCCAUUCGAGUGGCUGCAGACACUUCGUUGAAGCCGAAGAAGUGA